UAACGAUGAUAAGCUAGACGCCAUAGUUUUCGGAGUCUGAAUUUAAGUUGACGCUAUUUUACCGGAAGUGUUUCUAGUACAGAUACCUUAUGACGUAGAUGAAACCAUAGAUGGAUUCACCUAUCACAUCCUAAUUGUCAGAUGUUCCGCUUUCCGUUGUCUAUCAAAGAGCGGUUUACAUCCAAGUCUUCCAAAUGAGCUAUUUUGGUCUGUAUUCAGCGUAGUGAUUAUUGAUUAUGUUUGUUAUACAGCACCUCGGCCUUCUCUUACAUUUGCACACAAACAUGCAAUCAAUCUAGCUGGAACUCCAUAUGUCCGAUGCAAUGGGUGGAACUUCAGUUUUACUAACGAACGAAGAAAAUUCUGUAUUACACUCAUUGUUUGGAGCUGGUUGUGAGUCAUUAGCUUCUGCUGUAGUACGGUAUUUCAAAGGUGAAAAUGAAUCGAAUUGGGUGCUAAAAGGUUGUGGUGUCGCAUGUUGCAUCAAGGACAAGAAUUAUAAGGAUUAUUUCAUCAGAAUUUAUGAUGUGAUUAGGAAAACUCCCCUCUUAGAGCAAAGGUUAUUUUUGGAAAUGGAUUAUACUGAGGAACUAAAAUACUUUCACAUAUUUCAAUCAGAUGAUGGACCAGUUGGACUUGAUUUCGCGUCUCUUGAGGAAGCUAAACAUUUCUCAAAUGAAAUAAAUGGUCGCUUAAGAUCUAUACGUGCAGCUGCUGCUGACAGGUCUUCAUCUAAUUUUCAUACCGUUGGUUCUCAGCCAGUUGUACAAGCCAGUAUCUAUAAUUUAAAUCAGACAAAACUAUCUGACCAAGGAUUUAUGUCAAUAAGGAACAAAACAAAGGCUAAAGGAAAAAAGCAGAAACUUACAUCAAAAGAUAUCAGUAAUCCUUCAAAUUUUCGUCAUAUUGAACAUGUUGGUUAUGACAGAGAAGCUAAGACAUUUGAUAUAUCUUCACAAGAAAGUGCAAUUAUGCGUGACAUACUACGUGCUAUUGGACGUGAAGAUGCUAUGAAUAUACCGAGUGAACGAACGUUUGUUUACAAUUUCGCACGUGAACAUGGUGGUUUGGAAGAGAUUCAGCGGCAACUGAACGGUUCUCAGGGUGAUAGGUGUAGUAUACUAACUACCAAUGUACCUCCUCCAAGACCACCACCACCUCCACCGCCCACUGCACCUCGUCGACAAAACCUUGGUCCUGCUACACCUUCCCAGCCGACUGCAAUACACCACCCACCUCCACCACCGGUCCCGCAAGUAGCUCCUAAGCCAGUCGCACCACCACCACCGACUCUACCUGCACCGCCCCUUUAUGAAGUCUCUGCCCCACCGCCACCCCCACCCCCACCUUUAUUCCCCAACUCUACAGCUGCUCCUCCGCCGCCUCCUCCCCCUCCUCCUCCUCCUCCAGCAUAUCCUACCUCUGAGGUUGAGAACGAAAACGCAUCAAAUGCUCCUUCAAAGUCUACAACAGGACUAACUGUUGAUCUUCAAUCACAAAUUAUGUCCUUCCAAAAAAGCAACCUGCGUAAGAUUACUCCUGGUGAAGGUGUGUCCAAACCACCUGGGAAACCUAUUGGUAGUAAUCAUGAUACUACUACUACUGGUAGUAGUAAUAAUACUACUGCAGCCAAUCCAACUGCCGGUGGAGGAGGAGGAUUCGAUUUACUACAAUCACUAGCUCAAGCAAUGGAAAUGCGACGUAAUCGUAUGUGUAGUAAUGAUAGUGGUGACGAAUCGGAUGCUAAUUCUCCACCAGGUGAUUUCGGAUCAGAUGAUGACUGGGAAACAUGAAUCAAUUUAAAAGAGAAGAAGUAGAAGAAGGAGGAAGAGCUAAUAACAGACCAAUUUGUUACUUAGUUUGUUUACCACAUGCUUUCAUUACACACACACACACACACACACACACACACACAAUGAUCUUUUACUGACUUUUCUUUUUUUGUUCGUUGGGCUUUAUUCACUUUUCUGAUAAUUGAUUUUUUCUUAUUCGUACUUAUAUUAGAAUCAUAUGCAGAUGGAAUUUUCUAUGUAUUGUUUGUUAUUUCACUCAUUUGUUUGUUUAUGCAGCUUUAAUCCAAGUGCCUUAAUUUCUUUUCUUUACUUCUUUUUUGUUUUGUUUUUUUGUAUAUCUUAAAAAAUUACACAUAUUUUAGCAGCAUAUUAUUAAUAAGUAAUACAUAUUGUGCAUAUCGUUUCAUAAACUAUUUCAGAAAAAAACAUCAUUGUCUUUUUCUCUCUCUCUCUCUCUUUACAUUUUGUCUUUUGCUACGACCGCUUAUAUUUUGGCUGUUAAUUAAUUUGUGAUUUGCAUAUUGACCUUUUUCAUUAACAAUAAUGAUAGUAUUCUCAUUGUUAAACAAUUAGAUCUUAAUCUAAUUUUAAAAAUAAUGAUCAAUGAUUAUUUUGACGAAAAGCUGACAUUCCUCUGUUAUCAUUGCCAUUUUUUGUAUAUUGAUAAUGAUAAUAUAAUUACUAUUAUUAUAA
This is a messenger RNA of Schistosoma turkestanicum, 2486 nucleotides long. The record is from the annotation of a GenBank genome assembly. Lineage: Eukaryota; Metazoa; Platyhelminthes; Trematoda; Strigeidida; Schistosomatidae.